Microsporum canis CBS 113480 is the source of this 573-nucleotide messenger RNA. RefSeq names its product DUF962 domain-containing protein. NCBI's taxonomy places the organism in Eukaryota, Fungi, Ascomycota, Eurotiomycetes, Onygenales, Arthrodermataceae. Gene Ontology annotation, cellular component: endoplasmic reticulum. The transcript has 4 exons. The record is from RefSeq and is a predicted model, not a curated record. Gene Ontology annotation, biological process: sphingoid catabolic process. Bases 1 to 573 code for a protein of 190 amino acids.
AUGCUGGACCUAGAGAAGCAGUUCCUCUUCUAUGGGGCAUAUCAUCACCAUCCAGUCAACGUGGUCAUCCAUAUCACCUGCGUCCCUAUCAUAAUGAUGUGCAUGUUCCUACUGGCAGGGAGUGCAGGGCCACUGUUCUACGUACCAGAGGCCAUCAGCAUCCAACAUCUACCUGCCAACGCCGGAACAAUAGCAGCGUUCGUCUACCUGACGUUGUACAUGCUGAUGGAGCCCGUGGCCGGCGCCCUGCUAGCACCACUGCUGCUGGGCGGAACGGCAUACAUGAACUACCUCCACGCUGCCUACGGGACGACGGCGGUCUACUGGUCGUUGGCCGUCCAGGGAGUCGCCUGGAUCCUGCAGUUCGUCGGCCACGGGGUCUUUGAGGGUCGUGCACCCGCCCUGCUCGACAACCUGGUGCAGGCCUUCUUCCUCGCUCCGUUUUUUGUCUGGCUGGAGGUGCUCUUCUACAUGGGCUACCGUCCCGAGCUCAAGUCCCGCAUCGACACGGCCGUCACCAAGGAGAUUGCCAAGUUCAACAAGGAGAAGUCAGAGAAGUCCAAGUCGAAGUAA